AGAGCUCAGCAGAAACAGGGGGACAUCGCUCGACCCAGGGCCAGUACCGCUCUGAAUUUUGAACUGUAGUGCGCAGUAGAACGCUCCGUAUGAUACAGAUAGGACAUUUUGUGACCUCUGGGAGCACUGAGCAAAUGCCGCGGGGACACGCCGGCGGGGUGCACUGCACAGGCAGCUUCCCCUGGGGCCGCUUCCUCUUUCCAGUUUGAACCCGCCCUACUGCGGAGUCCGCGGCGGUGCGGGGGCGACACCGGCGCGCUGGCGACCGCUGAGCCUUACGGCUUCGGCAGCGGGCCCGGCGUGGACUACAAGUACCAUGAGCUCCCAUGCCAAGGGGGUGGGGAUUCCGUGAACGCCCGCGUGGAGCCGCACUACAGGUCCCACGAUGCCUCACGCCGCCUGGUGUCUCCGCUCCGGUCCCGAUUUAAAUCCAGGCAGUGAGGAAAAUGGCGGUGCGGAGCUGAGUGUGCGGGAGAAGAUGUAGCUGAGCUUUGGCACAUUUCCCAGGAUGUGACUUAAAAUGACUUCUGAUUCUGAAGGUCCUCUGAAAAAUAUGCACUGCUUGAAUGUUUGCUAAGGACUAGUAAGUAACUAGUAAGUAAGGACUAGUAAGUGAUCUCACAUUUGGACUAUAUAUACCUGAACACUUUUAAAGCUACAGUUUAGUAUAUGAAAAACAUGUACUUAAAAAAAGAAAAGGAGGAGAGGAAAGAAAGAAGAAAAAAACCCAACUUACACCAAAACCCCUACUGCACCACUGCCAGAAAGUGAAAUUGCUGCUUACAAUCUUGUGGAUCACUGUCUAUGACAAAACCUUACUUCCCAUGUGCUGUUUGGUGAAGAGGUCUUCCAUCUAUCAGCUACUGAGGACAGGGGCACGACUGACAGGAAGCAAUCUAAGGGAUAUGAAGUUAGUAGCUUUCCAAAUUCUGUGGGGCUCUUAAACCUUCAGCUCUGUCUAUACUCAGCCUGUAAAUGUAGUUCCAGGGAGGAACUGUAAUUCCUGGAGUAACUGGAAGUGUGCACAUGUGUCACCAACAGCAUGACUGAAGAUGCAGCCUCAGCGGUGAGUUGCUGAUGCUUGGUCAAGAUGAGUGGAUUAGGAGAAAACUCCUUAGAUAGUUUGACUAAUGAGUCAAGGAAGCGCAAGCCAUUGCCUUCCGAUACACCAGGUGCAAGUGGUGAGAAGCGUCGACGUGAGCAGGAGAGCAAAUAUAUUGAAGAACUGGCUGAGCUGAUAUCUGCUAAUCUGAGUGACAUUGACAAUUUCAAUGUCAAACCAGACAAAUGUGCUAUUUUAAAAGAAACCGUGAGACAGAUUCGACAAAUAAAAGAGCAAGGAAAAGCAGUUUCUAAUGAUGAUGAUGUUCAGAAAGCUGAUGUAUCAUCCACGGGUCAAGGAGUUAUUGACAAGGAUUCACUGGGACCUCUUUUAUUACAGGCACUGGAUGGCUUCCUCUUUGUUGUAAAUCGAGAUGGGAACGUAGUAUUUGUAUCAGAAAAUGUUGCACAUUAUCUGCAGUAUAAGCAAGAAGAUUUGGUUAAUACAAGUGUCUAUGGUAUCCUGCAUGAAGAGGACCGGAAGGACUUUCUUAAAAACUUACCUAAAUCUUCAGUGAAUGGAGUUGCUUGGACUAAUGAAACACCUAGACAGAAGAGCCAUACAUUCAAUUGCCGGAUGAUGGUGAAAAGCUCUCAUGAUUUCUUGGAAGAUGGAGGUGGCUGCCAGGAUAUACGUCAAAGAUAUGAAACUAUGCAAUGCUUCGCUUUGUCGCAGCCAAGAGCAAUGAUGGAAGAGGGGGAAGAUUUGCAGUCCUGCAUGAUUUGUGUGGCACGUCGUAUCACAACUGCAGAAAGGGUAUUUCCAGCGAAUCCAGAGAGCUUUAUUACAAGACAUGAUCUUUCAGGCAAACUUGUCAACAUUGAUACAAACUCACUACGAUCUUCCAUGAGACCUGGCUUUGAAGAUAUAAUUCGUCGGUGUAUUCAGAGAUUUUUAUGCCACAAUGAUGGGCAGUCAUGGUCAAAUAAACGCCACUAUCACGAAGCUUAUACACAAGGUCAUGCUGAAACCCCAUUGUAUCGGUUUUCUUUAGCGGAUGGUACAAUAGUGACCGCACAAACAAAGAGUAAACUGUUUCGAAAUCCUGUGAAUAAUGACCGCCAUGGAUUUGUCUCUACCCACUUCCUUCAAAGAGAACAAAAUGGAUAUCAGCCAAAUCCUAAUUCUCUUGGGCAAAACAUCAGAACACCUGUAACUGGAAGCACAAAUUCUAUUAAUGGUCUUACAAACAUGUCGCCUGGUCAAGCCAUACCAACGCAGAACAGGAACUAUGGGAUGGGAGAUCCCAAUGCAGUGGGUCAGCUCACCAGCACUCGAUAUGGAGGCCCUGGGAAUAUGGGGCCAGUGAACUCCGGACCCGGAAUGCAGUCCUCUGCUUAUCAGAGUAACAGUUUUGGGUUAAAUAUAAGUAGCCCACCACAUGGUAGUCCUGGCUUAACUUCCAACCAACAGACUCUGAUGGUAUCUCCUAGGAAUCGAGGGAGUCCAAAAAUGAGUUCACACCAGUAUUCUCCAGUUACAGGUAUGCACUCACCAAUGGGAUCUGCCAGCAACACUAGCAACAGCACUUUCUCUAGCAGUUCGCUUAGUGCUCUGCAAGCCAUUAGUGAGGGUGUUGGAAAUUCCCUUUUGUCAACACUUUCUUCACCGGGUCCAAAAUUGGAUAAUUGCUCAAACAUUAGCAUAACUCAGCAAAGUAAAACAAGUACCCAGGACUCCAAAAGCCCUUCUGGUUUGUAUUGUGAACAAAACCAAAUGGAAAGUUCCAUCUGUCAGUCAAACAGCAGGGAUCUCCUUAGUGAAAAAGAUAGUAAAGAGGGAAAUCUGGAGGCAUCUGAAAGUCAGAGAGGACCAUCUGAGAGCAAAGGGCAUAAAAAACUCCUUCAGCUACUCACAUGCUCCUCAGAUGAAAGAGGACAUUCUAGAGCAUCAAACUCACCUUUAGACUCAAAUUGUAAAGAAUCUUCUAAUAGCGUUACAAGUCCUUCAGGAGUUUCCUCAUCAACAUCUGGUGGGGUAUCUUCCUCCUCAAACAUGCAUGGGUCGCUCCUGCAAGAGAAGCACAGAAUUUUACAUAAAUUGUUGCAGAAUGGUAAUUCUCCAGCAGAGGUGGCCAAGAUCACAGCUGAAGCUACUGGUAAAGACACAUAUCAUGAUGCUAAUAACACAGCCUCCUGUGGAGAAGGCGCUGUCAAACAAGAUCAACUGAGCCCAAAGAAGAAAGAAAACAAUGCUUUACUAAGAUAUCUACUAGAUAAAGAUGAUAUUAAGGAGCCACUUUCCAAAGAGUUGAAGCCUAAAGUAGAGGGUGUGGAUAAUAAGAUGGGACAAUGCACAAGUUCUACAAAUCCUACUUCAAGUCAAGAAAAAGAGAUGAAAAUAAAAAUGGAGCCAGCAGAGGAGGUGAAUGGAGACUUGGAUAAUUUGGAUGCAAUUCUAGGUGAUCUUACUAGUUCAGAGUUCUACAAUAGUGCUAUGUCUGCAAAUGGUAAUAACCCUGGAACAAAGCAAGCAUUAUUUCAAGGAAAUGCCCUGUUGGGUGUGAAGAGUCCCCAGUCUGUGCAGACUACCCGCCCACCUUUUAACAGAGCCUUGUCUUUAGACAGCCCUAUGGGCUCAGGUGCUUCAGUGAGGAAUGUCAAUGCGUUCUCCAUGUUACAAAAGCAAAACUUGAUCAGUGGAAGUCCAAGGAUGGUUGAAAAUCAAGAAAAUUUUGGAGCAAAUCUGGCAAGUGCUCCCAGCAGAAAUCUGGUGAUGAAUCAGCAUCAGUCAGGAGACUGGGGUUUGCCAAAUUCCAAAGUGAAUUGCAGAUUGGAAUCUGCAAGUUCUGCUUCAGUGUUGAGACCGGGACCUGAAUUUAGUGCAGCUCUUCCGAGGACCCCAGAGGGUGGCUCUGUGUCUGGGCUGCCUGUUUGCUCUAACAGCAUGCCUGGUGCUAGGCCAAUGCUGCAACAGCAAAUGAUUCACAUGAGGCCAAAUGAGAUAAAUGUUGACAUGGGAGGAAAUCCGUAUGGACAGCCUGGACCUUCUAACCAACCUGGAUUGUGGCCUGACAAUAUGAUGUCCAUGGAGCAAGCAUCACGGGGUUCACAAAACAGACAAUUAGUUAGAAGCUCUUUGGAUGAUCUUUUAUGUUCGGCACCAAACAUGGAAGGCCAGAAUGAUGAAAGGGCACUUCUGGAUCAGCUGCACACGUUACUGAGUAAUACAGAUGUCACAGGUCUGGAAGAAAUUGACAGAGCAUUAGGAAUUCCUGAUCUUGUAAACCAAGGACAAGCUUUGGAACCCAAACAAGAUUCAUUUCAAGGUCAGGAAUCUUCAGUUAUGAUUGACCAGAAGCCUUUGUUAUAUGGUCAACCCUAUGGGCAAGGGGUAGCAAUGCCAGGAGGUUUUAGUAACAUCCAGGGACAACAGCCGUCUUUUAAUUCAGUGAUGAAUCAGAUGAGCCAAUCGAGCAAUUUUCCUCUGCAAAGUUUGCAUCCCCGAGCAAACGUGAUGAGACCUCGCACCAACACACCAAAGCAGCUGCGCAUGCAGCUCCAGCAGAGGCUCCAGGGACAGCAGUUUAUGAAUCAGACCCAUCAAACGCUUGAAAUAAAAAUGGAAAAUCCAGUAAGCGGUACUAACUCAGUGAUGAGACCAGUUAUGCAGCCACAGGUGGGAUCCCAGCAGCAAGGUUUUCUUAAUGCUCAAAUGGUGGCUCAGCGUAACAGGGAACUGAUAAGUCACCAUUUUAGACAACAGAGGAUGGCAAUGAUGAUGCAGCAGCAACAGCAACCUCAGGCCUUCAGUCCACCACCAAAUGUGACAGCCUCAGGAAGCAUGGAUAGUGCUUUGACAGGCCCUCCAAUGGCUCAAGUUCCUUCACAGCAAUUCCCCUAUCCACCUAAUUAUGGAAUAAGCCAACAACCUGAAUCUGCAUUUAGUAGAGUAUCAAGCCCUCCCAAUCCAAUGAUAUCAUCAAGAAUUGGACCCUCACAGAACCCUAUGCUGCAGCAUCCUCAGUCAGCAACAAUGUACCAGUCCUCAGAGAUGAAGGGCUGGCCCUCAGGAAGCAUGCCCAGAAACAGUUCUUUUCCCCAGCAGCAGUUCAGCCAUCAAGGUAACCCAGCAGCGUACAGUAUGAUGCACAUGAAUGGCAGCAGUGGCCAUAUUGGACAGAUGAGUAUUAAUACCAUGCCUAUGUCAGGACUGCCUAUGGGUCCAGACCAGAGCAAGAGGUCGACUGCCCAAUUAAACUCCUGACUGGCAGACAGUGGAGUGCCUGUGCAGCAGCCCAACUUCCCCCAAAUGCAUGCACAGCAGCACAGAAAGCAGGUAACCACUGAACAAACCAGAUCCUGAUCUCUCCUGUGAGGACAUA
Messenger RNA from Poecile atricapillus (Black-capped chickadee), 5426 nucleotides. It is a transcript of the gene NCOA3, whose product is annotated as nuclear receptor coactivator 3. The record is from RefSeq and is a predicted model, not a curated record. Gene Ontology annotation, cellular component: nucleus. Gene Ontology annotation, biological process: positive regulation of transcription by RNA polymerase II; cellular response to hormone stimulus. Lineage: Eukaryota; Metazoa; Chordata; Aves; Passeriformes; Paridae. The transcript has 25 exons. The coding region runs from base 1091 to 5308 and encodes 1405 amino acids. Gene Ontology annotation, molecular function: protein dimerization activity; nuclear receptor binding.